Molecule: messenger RNA, 2796 nt
Organism: Hemibagrus wyckioides
Lineage: Eukaryota; Metazoa; Chordata; Actinopteri; Siluriformes; Bagridae
Gene: strada
Product: STE20 related adaptor alpha
Exons: 13
Coding region: 538-1806 (422 amino acids)
Biological process (GO): protein phosphorylation
Molecular function (GO): ATP binding; protein serine/threonine kinase activator activity; protein kinase activity
Source: RefSeq, a predicted model, not a curated record
GCUUUACUGAAAGAAUUUCAGUUAUAAUUAAAACAGAAAAAUCACUGAACAAUACUGCCAACUUUGUCCAGCUUAGAAAAACGCCAUUGAGCCGUUUGAGAGCCGACUCUUAAGGGUAAACUGAGCCAAAUGAUGAAAAUAUUAAUGAAAAAUAAACGCCAUGCAAAUUAAUGUUAUUUCAGGGUAUUACAGGAACAAUCGGCAAUAGAUAGGUAAAUGUUAAAAAAUAAAUAAAUGAGCCGUUUUGUUAGCUAAAGAGUCGACUCCUGAGCCUGUAGAUUUGAGGGAAUGAAUAGAAGAGUAAUCGCGCAUGCGCGUUAUUACGCGGGGCGUGAUGCGCAUGUGCACUGCAGACUGCAGAACGCAGCUCGGAGGGAAGUGACAGGAGGGUAAACAGACGAAAUUAAACGUUUUCUUUUUUAAAGAACUUAUUAUCAUUAGACGAACUCUGAGCACCCCGGAUACUUUCUCUUCCUCAGGAAUAUCGACGUUGAAUGUUAUUUUGAUGGUGUAGACACUCAUCUACCUUUAGGAUCCAUGUCUUUUUUGCGUUGGGUGUCAGAGAAACUGAGCGUGGAGAGUCUGAGGGAUUUGGACUUAUUUGGUGAGCAAGCUCAGGCAAGCCCACUCAGGAAAGCCCAUGAAGACAGUCGUGAAUCUCUGAGCUCCCUCCCACACCGGGACACAAUGGGAACCUUCUUACCUGACAGCAGUGCCUAUGAGCUCCUCACCAGCAUCGGGCAUGGUCUGGAAAACCUGAUGAUAGUAAACUUGGCUCGAUACAAACACACCGGAGAACAUGUCACUAUACGAAGGAUUGAUAUGGAGUCCUGUACCAACGACAUGGUCAAAUACCUGCAGGAAGAAAUCCAUGUCUCCAAGCUGUUCCACCAUCCCAGCAUCCUCCCUUACAAGAGCAUCUUCAUCUCCGAGAACGAGUUAUGGGUGAUCACGCCGUUCAUGGCCUACGGCUCAGCACGAGAUUUGAUCAACUCUCACUUCACACACGGUUUAAGUGAGCUGACUAUCGCCUACAUCCUGCUUGGGGUUCUGCGGGCGCUGGAGUACAUUCAUCACAACGGCUAUGUGCACCGGAGUGUGAAGGCGAGUCAUAUCCUGAUCUCGGCAGAUGGACAGGUGUAUCUCUCAGGUCUGAGGAGCAUCUUCAGUCUAAUCCGACACGGUCAGAGAGCUCGAGUGGUGCACGACUUCCCCCAGUACAGUGUCAAAGUGCUGCCCUGGCUCAGCCCUGAGGUGCUACAGCAGAAUCUUCAGGGAUAUGAUUUCCGCUCGGACAUCUACAGUCUGGGAAUUACAGCUUGUGAGCUGGCCAAUGGUCAUGUGCCAUUUAAAGACAUGCCUGCUACACAGAUGCUGUUGGAGAAGCUAAAUGGUACAGUCCCAUGUCUCCUGGACAGCACCACCAUCCCGGCGGAGGAACUCGGCAUGAAGUCCUCGCGCUCUGGGGCGGACUCCGGGAUCUGCGAGGGUCCAGGGGCCGGUGGGGCGCGUCACACUAACGGAGAGCCGAACCCUUACAGCCGGACGUUCAGCCCACACUUCCACAACUUCGUCGAGCUCUGCCUGCAGAGGGACCCUGAGAAGAGACCUUACGCCAACGCUCUGAUCGGUCACUCCUUCUUCAAGCAGAUAAAGCGGCGUCCGUGCGAGGCCCUGCCCGAUCUCCUGUGUCCCGUCUCGCCGAUCGGCAGCUUCGAGUGCGUGAGACCUCAGGACCCGCCCUCUGCUCUCGCCAGUCUGGAGUCCGGUCUCAGCCACCUGGACGUAGACGACUGGGACUUUUGACAAGAGACGGACGAGGACGAGGAGACGGAGCUCUUGGGACGUGUGUCUGGCCGAUAAAGCAGCAUGAUAGAUCAAUAUCACGAUAAAUUAGCAGUAUUUUUUACCAUUCGUUCUGUACCUGGGUUCAUUUUUACCAUCCACCAUCACUAGUGCUCCAUUUCUGUUUAUUUUAACCAAACCAAAUAUUGCGACUUCGUCAGUUGUGAAGUAUCGUGAUAUGACAUUUCCACACAUAUCGUCCACCUCUAAUAGGUUCGAUGACGAGGGUUUAACAGAUCCGGUUCUCCUCUAUUGUUUUUUUCCCUCUCGAAGUGUAUGUAUAUAGUUGUGUAUAGAACAGAAACGGGUUGAAGGAGGACUUUUUUUCAUUUUUUUUUAAUCUCUCACAGAGAGUUGCGAAGCCAGCAGCCGCCGCCGCAGCCUUGUCUGAACGACGACACGCACACACAAAGUGCAUGAGUCUGAACACACACACACACACACUUUCUGUUUCACACAAAGGCAGGUGCUUAGUUUUGUGCACUCCUACGUUACCGAGCAAUCAUUACACGUCGUCAUGUUUCGUAGCAUAAACGAGACGCUCUGAAUGUGUUCAUCGCUUAGCGCCGCUUACUCCAGGACCGAGAACGGUUCAUGUGUAGACACAAACCAAGCUGCAUGGCGCCGACGUUCCACCACCUUUAUCUCAGAAUGUGAAUUUACAGCGGUAUUAUGAGAUUGUUAUUGGAGAUUCAGAACUUUUUAACUCAAACUACCAGCAGAACUUGCAGAAAUAAUGCAGAAACUCGUCCUUAAAGCUCGACACAGGACGUCCUUCCUCGUGCACGGUUUCUGCGCCAUGGCCUCGUGAAUCUUAUUCCAGUGUUUCCUUCCGGUUUCGUUUCAGUUAGCGCAAAAGCCGUGACGUCGGAAACUCCAGCUGUGUGCGUAGGCGGAGGUUUUUCCAGAUGGUGCAUAAUGUGAUGAAAACAAUAAAGACUGAAAACCUGA